Messenger RNA from Drosophila innubila, 1780 nucleotides. RefSeq names its product transcription factor SPT20 homolog. The coding region runs from base 1 to 1677 and encodes 558 amino acids. NCBI's taxonomy places the organism in Eukaryota, Metazoa, Arthropoda, Insecta, Diptera, Drosophilidae. The transcript has 3 exons. The record is from RefSeq and is a predicted model, not a curated record. Gene Ontology annotation, molecular function: RNA polymerase II cis-regulatory region sequence-specific DNA binding; DNA-binding transcription factor activity, RNA polymerase II-specific. Gene Ontology annotation, biological process: regulation of DNA-templated transcription.
AUGAAUUUCACACCGUUUGGAAAUAGUUUUCCGGGUCUGCCGCAGUUCACGACGACGACGGCGCCGCUGGUGUCGACGGUGACUGCGGCUGUGACCGUCGCCGAUGCCGAUGUGGCUGCAGCGGCCAACAAUCAGCAGCAACAGGAGCCCGGGGGCAGCAACAAUCGCUACCAACAGCACCAGCAACAACAGCAGCAGCAGCAGCAACAACAGCAACAACAGGUUGCAUCCGCUGUGGCAAUGACGCACUUCAGCCAACCGAGCAUGGCCAGCGCACAGAGCAGCAGCAGCGGUAAUAAGUUUCGCAGCGCACAGGAGGAUGUGUUGCAAGGUGAUAAAUACAAUGGACACUUGGUGGCAACGGCAACACAACAACAGCAGCAGCAGCAGCAACAACAGCCGCAAUAUGCAACGGUUUAUGCUCCCAGUGCCACGACGAGCGCAGCGGAUGCAUUGCAGGCAAGCAGCUCCGGCCAGCAGCAGCAACAACAGCAGCAGCAACAACAACAACAGCAACAGUUGCAACAACAACAACAGGUGGUGGCACCGCAGGAACUGACUCAGGAUCUAUGCAACGCCAUUCUGCAACAACAAGUGCUACAGAAUACCUCCUGGCAGACGAUCACUCCGGGCACCACAGUCGCCGACUACCUCUCGCAUCUUCCAGCCAACACGUUGCCGCUGUCGCUGCACCACUUUCUCAAGUACUCCGCGGAGACGAUCAAAAAAGAGAACCAACAGAAUGUGGUGUUGCAGGUGCAGACGGGACCAGGAGCAGCCAUUGGCAUCAAUACCAUUGGUGCAACCACAACCAUAAGCAUACCUCAGCAGGAGCAGCUGCCGUUGCAGCAGCAGCAGCAACAGCAACAGCAGCAACAACAACAGCAACAACAACAGCAGCAACAGCAACCUCAGGCAACGCUGCAGUUGCAGACGCAGGCAGUUGUUGCAAGCAGUUCGACAGCGGUUAGUGGCACCAAAAAGAAGAAGCGCAAAAAACGUUCCAAGGAGCGUAAACCGAAACUGCGUCCCGGCGAGAUCCGUAUGAGCACCGCCCUCGAUGGCAGUCCACUCUACAUGUGCCCCGAAUGCCAUGUGGCAUACCCUGAGCCGGAGCUGCUCGAGGUGCAUCUGGUGGGUCACAAUCUGGAGCGACGUUACGUGUGCGACAUCUGCCAGGCAUCGCUGAAACGCAAGGAUCACCUCACGCGACACAAGCAAUCGCAUAAUCCGGAACGGCCCUACAUCUGCACCGUCUGCCUGAAGGCCUUCAAGCGCAAGGAGCAGCUCAGUCUGCACUUUGUCAUCCAUUCGGGUGAGAAGCGGCAUCAGUGCCAGGAGUGUGGCAAGGGCUUCUAUCGCAAGGAUCAUCUGCGCAAACACACACGCUCCCACAUCGCCAGACGGGUCAAAGCCGAGCUCAAUAGUCAUGUGAGGCGUGAGAACGGCACCAGCAUGUUGCAACCUGUGGUCACAGCUGCCACAACGGCAGCCGUGCAACAUGCCAAUCAGCAGCAGCAGCAGUUGCAGUUACAGCAGCAACAACAACAGCAACAGCAGCAGCAGCAACAACAACAGCAACAUCACAUUGUCGUCAGUCAACAGCAGCAGCAGCAGCAGCAACAACAACAGCAACAGACAGCAGGUCAGCAGCAACAACAGCAAAUGAUAAAUUAGCCAAAUGAUUUUUGUAAAGUCAGUUAAAUCAAAAUUCAAAACAUGAACCACUCCCCCAUCAGUCUCUCGUUCGAAACGCCUUGCGGCAUGCAACAAUUGUUGU